GUGUGCAGAAGUCCUGCUAGUCUGGUCCUUGUUCCCGUCUGGGUACCAGCUUCCUUCAGCUGGGCAGGCAGAGGUGCAGAAGGCCAGCGGAAGGAAGAGUCAGCUUGCUGGGAUUUUGCAGGUCUGUUCUUAGCACCGCCCAAGGUUAGAAAAGUAAGAGAAAGAAACGGACCGGAUUAGACCCGGAAGUAAUUGCAAAGAUUAGACAGGAAAAAGGGUGAGAAGCAGACCCAGGCAAAAUGAAACCCUGUCAGAAAAUCGAAGGAAAUCCAGAAAAUGAGAAUGAACCCAAGCCUGAGGAAGAGCCAAAGCCUGAGGAGAAGCCAGAAGAGGAGGAAGAACCAGAGGAGGAGGAGAAUGCAGAGGAAACCUUUAGAGAAAGGCUCAUUCAGUCUCUCCAGGAAUUUAAAGAAGACAUACACAACAGGCAUUUAAGCAAUGAAGAUAUGUUUAGAGAAGUAGAUGAGAUAGAUGAGAUAAGGAGAGUGAGAAACAAACUUAUUGUGAUGCGUUGGAAGGUUAAUCGAAACCAUCCUCACCCCUAUUUAAUGUAGCUUACCUUGAUUUCUAUUUUAUCCGGUAUUAGCAUUGCCAUAGAGCUUUUUUAUUAGCAUUUUCCUGGUAUAUCUUUGCCCAUCUUUCUACCUUUAAUCUAUUACUGUUAGUGGUUUUAGAUGUAUCUCUUGUUAUCUACAGUUCAUUGUUUAUUGUAGUUGGAACCAAUCUACAAAUCUUCUUUUAAAAGGAGAGCUUUACUGACUUGUAAAAAAAAUGUGGUUCCUGAUAGGAUUUAAAAUGAAAAGAAGUUACUAUGAAAUAUGCAAAUACCAUAUUUUUGAAAUCUAAUAGUACAUUUGUAUAAAUAUUACAUAUAUACACGUAAAACUUUGUGAAGAAUGAAAGAUGAAAAGUACAAUCUCGGUGAUGGGAUUAUUAAUGAUUUUUUUUCUUCUACUUGUUUGUAUUUUCCACACUCCUACAAUGGAGACACAUUAUGGUUGCUAAAAUAAUAAAAGUUUUAUAACUAAAAGAAGCAGCCAAUA
This is a messenger RNA of Dipodomys ordii (Ord's kangaroo rat), 1043 nucleotides long. It is a transcript of the gene Tceal9, whose product is annotated as WW domain binding protein 5. The coding region runs from base 240 to 554 and encodes 104 amino acids. The record is from RefSeq and is a predicted model, not a curated record. Lineage: Eukaryota; Metazoa; Chordata; Mammalia; Rodentia; Heteromyidae. The transcript has 3 exons.